Messenger RNA from Haplochromis burtoni (Burton's mouthbrooder), 2890 nucleotides. It is a transcript of the gene gata1a, whose product is annotated as GATA binding protein 1a. NCBI's taxonomy places the organism in Eukaryota, Metazoa, Chordata, Actinopteri, Cichliformes, Cichlidae. Bases 150 to 1424 code for a protein of 424 amino acids. Gene Ontology annotation, biological process: negative regulation of transcription by RNA polymerase II; cell fate commitment; positive regulation of transcription by RNA polymerase II. Gene Ontology annotation, cellular component: nucleus. The transcript has 6 exons. The record is from RefSeq and is a predicted model, not a curated record. Gene Ontology annotation, molecular function: RNA polymerase II cis-regulatory region sequence-specific DNA binding; DNA-binding transcription factor activity, RNA polymerase II-specific; zinc ion binding.
AGAGAACUUUUUUAGUUGUAGCCGUCAGCCUACAGUGAGGUCCAGCUGUGCACCACCUCCCACCUGGCUGCAUACAUUUUUCGGCUCUAAAAGCUCACUGCACCCAUCACUCGUCGGUGGCGUCCACUCAGGCUGUUUUACCUGCCAACAUGGAAGAUUCAUCAGAGCAGUCCCACUGGGUGUCUCCAUCCCUGCUCAGCUCAGACCCCCUGGCCGCUUUCUCCUCUGAUUCUGGCCUGUUGCCUCCGGGAGAAGAGGGUGAGACGUUCUUCACCGGCCAGGACACUGACUACACCAGCCUGCCCUCUUUCUUCUCCACUCCAAGCCUCAGCCGAGCGCCAGCUCCUUACCGACACGGCUCUGUUCGACCAAUGUUCAACUCACCGAGCCUGCUCAGCAACCUUCAGCUGCUGGAUGGGCUGCCCAGCCACUCUCUGAGCUCACCCUACAAUCCCCCAGUCUCCACCUGGAGCAGCAGCCCUCUCACUAAGACGCCAUUGCAUUCGCACACCCCGACCUCCCUCUACACCCCUGGAGUGACCUCCUCUUUCACCACUUCCAGAGAUGGAUACUCGUCUCCGGGCAGAGAGGGCAGGGAGAGUCCCCAUUUUCAGGAGGCCCUCAAGGCAGAGCGCCUGAGCCCACUUGGGGGGUCUGGGGCCAGCAGCAACUUUCUCAACCUGACUCCUGCAGCUGGCAGCGUGUACACUCCAUCAUCCCACCCACACAUGCUAAGCCCCUACAGCUCAUACAUGAGUGGCCCACAGGACUACAGCUCUGCUGCCCUCUACUCCAGCCCUGGAGCCUGGAUCAACCCCUCGUACUCCCCUAAACUCCGUAACAAGAUGAGGAUAUCCACUCCAGAGGCCAGAGAGUGUGUCAACUGUGGAGCCACAGCUACCCCUCUGUGGCGCCGGGAUGGUACAGGCCACUACCUGUGCAAUGCCUGUGGACUGUACCACAAGAUGAACGGCCAAAAUAGACCUCUAAUCCGACCCAAGAAGAGACUGAUUGUCAGCAAGCGCGCAGGUACCCUCUGUGCCAACUGUCACACAAGCACAACAACGCUGUGGAGACGCAACGCCAACGGGGAACCUGUGUGUAAUGCCUGCGGACUCUACUUUAAACUGCAUAACGUUAACCGGCCUCUCACCAUGAAGAAGGAUGGAAUUCAAACACGUAACAGAAAAGUCUCCAGCAAGAACAAGAAGAGCAAGAAGGCCGCCUUGUUGGAGCCGUACAUGGAGGUGACUCAGCCGCCCUCCCUGGACGACAACGGUGGGCCCUUCUCCCUCGGCCCCGGGACUCUCCUCACCUACAGUCACUCGCCUCACCUCAUGCCUACACCGUCCCCGAUCCAUCCCUCUGCCAGCUUACCCUACACGCACCACCUCAACUCUGGCAUGGUGCCCACACUAGUGUGACAUAACAGGACGGGCACCUGUGAAUACUCAGACACGAGCCCGCUUCCUUCUAUUGCCAGUUAUUUGUACAUAUGUGUUGUUGGCUGUCAUGCGAAUGGAGUUUCCUGUGUAUUUUACCUGCGUUUCAUCCACAUGUUGUGUUACUGUGCUGACUGGGCACUUGUGUGAAGUCUGAUAAAAUCACUCAGGUUUUGGCAUAUGUAAACACCCUAAUAAGGGAAUUCUCCCAGCUGUAAAUAUAAACACAAAUCUGAUUUACGGUAUCUGUGUGACAAUUCUUCUUUUAUUAUUCUUAAAGUAAAGCUAUACCUUAGUUUUGUGCUUCAGGGGUCUGUUUUGUAUUUGCAUAAUUCUUAUUACCAUAUUAAAACUCUAAAGAAAAAAAAUGCGUGACUUAUUCUGUUUGACUUAUGAAGGCUUUUGUUUUAAGUCAUUUGAAUCCUCAGCUCUCUGAGCUAACCACAGCAAGGCCUGCUGUGGGAGGUUAUUGUACUCCCCUGCCCUGGUAUAAUGGUGUCUUUGUGCUGGCAGUUCUCCACUUUGACAGUGUAAUAGUACAUAGCGGGUAUGCAAAUCGUCUUUUCCGCAUAAGUGACAAACAUUCAACUAAAGUGCACCACUUAUGGCUGCUUUUAUAUUUAGACGAGCUACAGCACAACUGGACGCACGAGGUCACGUUUGUACUUUUCAUUACUCAUCUCUGUUUGAAUGUGCAGAAGGGGAUUUUUGUUUCAAUUUUACAGUUUUCCACUUUCAUGUCAAAGGUCUCAAACUACAGAGAACGUGUUUAGAAAUCAGAAGACAACAAUACGUUUCAUGACGUCGCUGCCCUUUGCGUGUUUUAUUUUUGCCCAUGUAGGCCAAAGAAAGCCGAGCACAUGUAGAUUGCGAGGUGAAUUCUGCCUUUAAUGAAGUAGAAGAAAAAAUGCACACAUGCACAUUUUUCUCACCAACAUUGAAACUCUUACUGUAGUAAAUGGAUCAGGCUAUUACCAGUCAAAUUUACUUUAACAAAGUAAAGACGAGAUCACGGCUAGAUUGACAAAAUUGUAAAAUAUAUUACAAAGGAAUUAAAAGUGACUUGUGAACAUUUAAUAAACAAGGGCUAGUUUGACUUUUACUUUUUCACUUUAAACUCUAACAGUGCGUGACAUAUUAAGGUGCCAUUAUGUUUUAUUUUGAAAAACCCUAGAGGGACAGCAUUCAAAGACGUGCUGUGUAAGAACAUCUGUGAUUGUGUUAACCAGCUGAAUGCAUUGUUAUCUGAACAAACACAAAGCACUUAACAAUCUAGGUGCACUGACUCCUCAGCCUCGUUUUUGGCUUACCUCUCUGUAGUUUCUGACCUUUGUGCUACAGCAAGUGGAGAAGCAGGAAAUAAAAAAAAGAAAUCCAGAUAAACUAAAAUGUAAAUGCCUAAAAUUAUUUAUAAGUACAAGGGUACAUGCAUUUACUUAAAAUAGGCU